This is a messenger RNA of Pieris rapae (cabbage white), 6293 nucleotides long. RefSeq names its product phosphatidylinositide phosphatase SAC2 (gene sp3). Gene Ontology annotation, cellular component: early endosome; clathrin-coated endocytic vesicle. The coding region runs from base 111 to 3515 and encodes 1134 amino acids. Gene Ontology annotation, molecular function: phosphatidylinositol-4-phosphate phosphatase activity. The record is from RefSeq and is a predicted model, not a curated record. Lineage: Eukaryota; Metazoa; Arthropoda; Insecta; Lepidoptera; Pieridae. Gene Ontology annotation, biological process: phosphatidylinositol dephosphorylation; regulation of endocytic recycling. The transcript is spliced from 18 exons.
CCUUUCAUUCCUAAUAAUUAUUUCAAAACGUCAAUUUCAUACAGAAGUCGACAACAACAAAAACAAUGAAAAUUAAACAGGAAAUUACGCGGUUUUAAAUCAAAAUUAAAAUGGAAGUGUUUAGGUCCGAAACAUAUUACAUAUUUGUUAGAAAUGAAUCUAGUCUCUGGUGGAAUCGAGUAACUGGUGCGUUCUCCGUCCGUUCAGCAUGGGAUCUAUCUGAUAUAGAAGAUAUAGAAUGCUUAGGUAUAACAGAGGGCAUCAUAGGAAAAGUAGAACAUUCCAAUGUUUAUGAACCACGUCUUAUGAUUAUAAAAGAAUCUGUACCAGUUGGACAAAUUUAUUUCCACCAUACUAUUUAUAAAAUUAAAUCAAUAUGUUUUCUGAACAUGGGUAUGACAAAUCAAGAGCUAGAACUAUGUCCAUGCACAAAACAUGGUUCAUCAUCAUCUGUUAAUUCAAAUAGAUCCAAUAACAGAAAAAUGGGUGCAAGGUUAUUUGAAAAUUCUGCAUUUUUGAAUAAAACUGUUGGUGCAGUAAAAAAUGUAAGCAAUACAAUUAAAACAACUACUCAACAAGCUGCUACUCAGGUAAAGCAAACUGUGAAAAAACAGAGAGAUGUGAAACUGGAUGACAAAUUUGAGAAGAGGCUUACAGAUGAACUUCAUAAGAUAUUUGAUGAUUCUGAUAGUUUCUAUUAUUGUAGAACAUUAGAUUUGACAAACAGUCUACAAAGACAAUACGAGAUAGAGAAAAUGCUUGAAACAGAGGAAAAUGUGUGUAAACCUGUCACAGAUUUAACUAGAUGGUGGAAGUAUGUUGAUGAUAGAUUCUUUUGGAAUAAAUAUAUGUUAAAGGAUAUCAUAGCAUUGGAGAGCCCUGCCUGUGAUGAAUGGGUGCUACCAAUAAUUCAAGGAUACAUACAUCUAUCCCAAAUAGCCUGUGAGCCGGCAGAUGUUAAUCCACUGAAUACAGAAACCCUAUCUAGUAAUAACACCUCAGAUGAUACUUUCACCCUUGGUCUUAUAUCGAGAAGAUCUAGAUAUCAGGCUGGAACCAGAUACAAUCGUAGAGGGAUAGAGCCAAGUGGUAAAGUAGCCAACUAUGUGGAGACCGAGCAAAUUGUGUCACUUGUUUGCUCUGACAGCAUACACCGAGCUUCAUUUGUACAGGUCCGCGGAUCCGUGCCAAUAUUCUGGAGUCAGCCAGAAUACAAGUUCAGGCCACCACCUCGGCUUGAUAGAACGGAAGAAGAGUCACACCAAGCCUUCAAGAAACACUUCGAAGAGGAACUAAAUAUUUACAAGCAAGUUUGUAUCGUAAACCUGGUAGAACAGCAAGGCCGAGAGAAGAUUAUAUGGGAGACGUAUGGAAACCAUGUGUUAAAGUACAAUAGCCCCGAUAUUAUUUACGCUACGUUUGAUUUUCAUGAAUAUUGCCGCGGUAUGCACUAUGAAAACGUCAGUAUACUGAUUAAUGCAAUCGCAGACAUCAUAGAUGAAAUGCGAUUCUGUUGGCGCGACGACCGCGGCCUCAUUUGCGGCCAAAAUGGCGUCUUUCGUGUGAAUUGCAUCGAUUGUCUCGAUCGCACUAACGUUGUACAGACUGCUAUUGCAAAGCUGGUGUUAGAGCUUCAGCUACGUCGUCUUGGCUUAGGCGGUGGUGGUCUCCCGCCCGCCCUACGACAGGCCUUCUUAUCUAUGUGGGCAGACAGCGGAGAUGUCAUCUCACGGCAAUACGCUGGGACUAAGGCUCUUAAGGGUGAUUACACACGAACGGGUGAGAGAAAGCUUACGGGUAUGAUGAAAGAUGGUGUUGCUUCAGCAAAUAGAUACUAUUUGUCAACGUUCAAAGACGCGUUGCGUCAAGUGGCAAUAGAUGUGAUGACUGGGGAGUCCCGCUCCAUCCCCGAACAACUGAUUGUGCCCUGCAAUAAGUGCACUAGUACCGGCAUCAAGCUUGAUGUCUUUAAUCUGGAACAACCAGCUCCUAGUACAGAAGCGAUGGCCCAGCAUGUGAAGUCACUAAUUGACGAUUGCAAGAAACUCCUCGUCGAUACGGAACCGAUUUUGGGCUCAUGGGGUCUCAUUGAUGCGGAUCCACAUACGGGUGAUCCCCAUGAGACAGAGAUGGAUAGUGUGUUGGUGCUGACAAGCGAGGCGUAUUACGUCACUGAUUACGAUGAGACGUCAGACCGGCUACUAUCCGUACAAAGGGUUGCAUUGGGUGACGUCACGGCUGUGGAACUUGGCACCCUGGACACAAAUUCCACUAUAUUUAGCGUAGGCCGCAAGAGUGCCACCGAGCCGGUCCACUGUAUUCGGAUUCAUUACGUGUAUAAUACGGAAGCCGGGUAUUUCCACAUGUUCCGAUCGACAACCCUACGAUUCUUCAAUAACAUGGCCGUUGUUAUCAACACCAAGGAUGAAAUGAUAGAAUCGCUACACUCAAUAUGUGAGUCCAUAAUGGUAGCUCGCGACAUCGCUAAAUUGCCUCCAAUAACCUUUCACGAUGGCAUCAAAUUGGAAAGAAGAAAAUCGAAGGUUCAUCCAAGUCAAGGUGGUGUAGGGCGGUCUUCUCUAUACGUCGAUCUGUCCCGGCUUCCUACCCUCACCAGGAAUGUUAGCGAGACGCAGCUGGUAGCUGACAUACGGAGUGUUGGAUCAAAAGCUCUUACAAACAUGACGGAGCAAUUCAGUAAACUAAACAAAUUAAGUCAUACCCUCAACGCUAGAGCGCGCCCCAGUCUACAACUUAAAUUCGAUCAAAGUGCCGCUAGAACACGAAAAAUGUUCACAUUAGGAAACAAAACGGAUAACAAGAAAAAAGGAAGCCUCUCAGACGGAAUGAGCUCGGAUUACUCAAGCGAUGACGAAAAUAGAACAAAUAUCUUCGAGCCGACCUUGGACAACUUCGAAAACAUGCAGCACUACAUCGGAGAUCAGCAGAAAAGGGACGACGAUUGUGAAUUAAUCCAAAAUCCACUUUACACCUCCAAAAUCGAACCACACGAAGAGCCAUCUUCCUCCACUCCAACGGAAAAGCCAGCGACAACUCCACAAACACAAAAAACGAACCCCUUCGAUGUAGAAUCGACUCCACAGAUUCAUAUCGACUCGGAUUUUAAACCACUUCCGCCCAACUCUUUGUUGCUAUCCCAGAAGUUGUCGCAAAGCUCAAGUCACAUUUUCGACGAUUCUACACCCGAGGGAGUCAAUUAUCACGUGAGGUCCAAUUCGCAGCAUGAGAUAACGCUCAAUAUCGCAACAUCUCACAGUGAGAGCGCGAUACGGCAGCUCAGGAAUAUCGCCAGUCCGGUGACCAGUGCUCGGGAUAUGGUUCUUUCGCCGCUGUCGAAGUUAGCUAAAGGGGUUCAGACACUCGGCGCCAACUUGGACCCAAGAAAAAUUAAGGGUACUGCAGCAGUAAAACACGUAAGUGAAGCUCAAUAUGAGGAACAUAAGAAAUUGCAAGAGAAAUGGCAAGGUUGUAGUACUCGACUUGUUGCUCUCUAAGUAUUGCCAUCUAAUUGAAUUUACCGUAAAUUUGAGGUUAUAUAAUUUAAAUAACAUUUUAUUGGUAACCACUAAAUUAUAAAAUUUAUAUCAAAAUUAAUAUUUUGAAAAUGAUGAUUGAAUUAAAAUAUUACAAUAAUUUAUUUUAAAACCAUUCCGACAUUUUGAAUUGUUUCAAGCAACCUAAAUCUCGUAUUCUAAAACGUCAAUCAAACUUAAUUCUCGUUUCCAGAGUUAUAAAACCAUUCUUUAUGUAUGAAGAUGACAUUUUGACAGGGCUCAAGACGAGAUUAUGGCUUGAGAUAUAAAAUAAGAAUAUCAAUCUUCAGUCUCACGUUCAGUACAAUCUGUGAAGUUGUAGUAUUGCAUGAUAGGGUUAAAAUAAAUAAUUCAAUAGCUUUAUUUUUUAUGAAUGAUUCAUUAACAUUGAUACAAAUAUUGCAGUACAAUAUCCAUUUUAAUUGUUUAAUUCAAAUUGUCGAUAAAGUGAAUAUCUUUAGCAUCCCAAAUAUACUAUACCCGCCUGAAUGUCCAAAACGAUAGUUAAAUUUUAGACGAAGCUUAGUAAAGCUGAUUUGCAGGGUUCUGUAGAUUAGAUUGUGUGUAUGUACUUGUACGAAUUUAGAUUCUAGAUCUGUUUGUAUGGGAAAAGGUAUAAACUCUCUGUAGAAAAAUGUGUCUAAUAAUUGACCUGACCAUUUAAUUUUACUAAGUGACCUGAAACCUGUCAUACAUAUAGAACAGUGUUGCCAUGUACAAUCUUGCCAAUUAAUUUGUAUGUACUGUUAGCAAAUCGUUUCCAUAAAAGUUUAUGUUCUGUUUUAAGAUAUUCAUAAACAAUAUAUGUUUUGUCGUUGUCACAAAACAUAUGAGGCUUUUAAAAUCAAUGAAAUACUCUUUAUAAUUAUAAACUAUUAAAUAGUACAUCAAUCGUAUUAAAGUAAAAUAUUAAUCAUUUAGUUCGGGACAAUUUUUAUUAAAUACAUUUGUCAAUGCAAUUGAUAAUUUAGAAGACUAUACCUUUUCCCUAAUUUUAUUGUUACCAUAGAGCGUAGAAUGCCUGAUGAAUUCAAUGAUAAACGCUUCAUAAAGCAUUCCUAAACAUAAGAUUAUAUCCUCUUUAAAUUAAUAAAGUAUGUUGUCAAUUAUUGCGCGAUUUGUCGCAAUUGUAUAAAAUCAUACUAUGUAGUAUUUAAAAUUUGUUGCUGGCCUCUUAGCUUCGAUGCCACGGAGCUAGUGUAGGUAUUAUAAGCCAACUCAAGUUUGCAAACUCGGCUUUGAACAAUCAUUAGUGGAAACUAUUGUGUUAUUUUGUAAAGUUAACAUUAAACAUGAAGUACAUAGUAAUUUAAACAUAAAUAAAACAGUAUAAAAUAGCAACUAAAAAUUUUCAGUAUUACAUAGAAAUAAUUUGUUAAAUUGCAAAUUAUGUUUUAAAAUAUUAUAUAAAAGUAUUAACUUAUAUGUCUUUACGCCGUUUAGAUGUAUUUAGUAAUCAAAUUAAUAUCGCUAUGACGUUUCUAAAAAUCUACACUGUAUCUGUACUGUCUGUGCUGCGCUAAUGUUGCCAACAAAGAAAAUUUAGCAGAAUUAUACACUAUUUGGUAAAUAUUUAUAAAUUUAUAAUGCAUUACAUUUUAUAAGCACUACACUGAAAUUAGAUUUUAAAAUAUAGCUGUUACAAAGUGUUAUUUAAAAGCUUUUGUGAAAUAUUUAUUUAGAUUGUAAUAGACAAAAAAUAUGUAGAAUAUACUCUCAAACAUUAUAAACGACACUGUUUUAUUCAUAAUUAGACAAGUAUUCAAAAUAUCUGUUAACGCGAUAACUCAAGAAAAAAAUUCUUUAAAAUGUUAUUUUAUUUUAAGUUUCUAUAAAAUUUAUUUCUAUAUUAUUUAAUACUAAUGAAAUUCUGUUUUAUUUUUACUUCUUGCCUUAUUAAAUAUAUUUAAAAUAACAGUAUUAGGUUUUCAAUAAAUGUAAGCGUGAUAUGUUUAAUAGCUUGAAAGUUUUCGCACCAAUUUAGUGGUAAAGCAUCAGUCUCAAGUAUAUCUCGCUUGAACGAAAAAUGCUGCCAAUUUAUAUAAUCGUAUUGUGUAUAACUAUAUUAUACCUGUUAUGUAGUCUAAUCAUGGCUCAAUUAAAUUCGUUCCUAGAUUUUCCAAUACAGAAUUUAAAGUAAAAUUAUUAGCGAAUUCCGCUUUUUUAUGCUACACAAAUCAUGAUAAAUUUUCACGAUUAAAAGAAAAACUUUGACCCAGAAUUAGCGCAGGUGUUUGUAUUUAAUCGAUGUUCAGUAGUCGCAAAACUCUAAUUAUUGAAAAACAAAUACUUAGCAAAAUAUGUUCUAGGAGAGGAAUUCUAGUGUAAAAUAUUAUGAAAAAAUUCCUUUAUUUUCACUACACAUGCGGUUUCGUUCAAGCGCAAAGAGGAUAAAUAUAAACCAUUAAAACAAUAUGUAAUCUACGAUAACGACUGUAUCCAUGUAGAAAUACGAUAAAUAUAUUAUGUGGUAUCUGUUGAAAUGUAGAUCUAAUAUAUUUUGUUCAUAAUUCUGUGUUCUUUUUUCGCUAAUAUAUUUAUUUUUAAAUGAAUUAAUUUCUGUGUAUCCGAAUUAUUGUAAAAAAAAUUAUGUUGAUGGUUAGUAAAACAACGUAUCUCAAUAAUAUUUUUUAAAUCCACUUCGUCAAUAGUUUUAUACCAAACAUGUUUUUGUAUAUUGUGUUACAUCUGUUCAUGCUUAGUGAAGAUUUCUACUGUGAUUAUAAUUUAUUAUGUACA